Molecule: messenger RNA, 1326 nt
Organism: Lactuca saligna
Lineage: Eukaryota; Viridiplantae; Streptophyta; Magnoliopsida; Asterales; Asteraceae
Source: the annotation of a GenBank genome assembly
AUGGAAGAUUUUACCGAUUAUCGUCACGGCAGUAGUGGUGGCCGGAAUAUAAUCUUUGGGAAGUACGAGAUGGGGAGGUUGUUGGGACAAGGGACGUUUGCAAAGGUGUACUAUGCUAAAGAUCUUGUUACUGCCGAAAGUGUAGCGAUUAAAGUCAUCAAGAAAGAUCAAGUUCGAAAAGAAGGUUUAAUGGAGCAAAUCACUCGUGAAAUCUCCAUCAUGCGGCUUGUUCGACACCCAAAUGUCGUUGAAUUAAAGGAAGUUAUGGCGACCAAACGGAAAAUCUUUUUCGUUAUGGAGUACGUCACCGGCGGCGAACUUUUUGCUAAGGUUUUGAAAGGGAAACUGAAGGAAGAUGUAGCGAGGAAGUAUUUUCAGCAGUUGAUUAGCGCCGUCGAUUUCUGCCAUAGCCGUGGUGUCUCCCACCGUGAUCUGAAGCCGGAGAAUCUACUUUUGGAUGAAAAUGGUGAUCUGAAAGUAACAGAUUUUGGGUUGUCGGCGUUGCCGGAGCAGUUAACGAACGACGGGUUGCUUCAUACACAGUGCGGAACACCGGCUUAUGUUGCACCGGAAGUUCUCCGGCGAAAAGGGUACGACGGCGCCAAGGCGGAUAUUUGGUCUUGUGGGGUGAUUUUAUAUGUUUUAUUAGCCGGGUUUCUUCCAUUUCAAGAUGAAAAUAUCAUGCGCAUGUAUAAAAAGAUCUUCAAAGCCGAAUACGAAUGUCCGCCGUGGUUUUCCGCCGACGCACGGCGGUUGAUUUCCAAAAUAUUAAUUGUGGAUCCGUCGCGUAGAAUCACAAUUCCGGCGAUCAUGCGAUUACCAUGGUUCUUGAAAGGAUUUCAAAGACCACUCGCGUUUUCAAUCAAAGAAACCGAAGAUCAGGGAAACGAAACAGAACAGCUCCCAAAAUUGAAAUCAUCGCCGCCGUUCUACAACGCUUUCGAGUUCAUUUCAUCAAUGUCUUCCGGCUUCGAUUUAUCAAACAUGUUCGAGAGUAAACGAAAAUCAGGAUCUUUAUUCACGUCAAGAUACUCUGCUUCCGUCAUUCUCGACAAACUCGAUUCAGCUGCUAAGAAACUCAACUUCAAGAUUCUGAAUUCAAAGCAAAACGAGUACAAAAUAAAGAUGCAGGGGAUAUCCGAGGGUCGAAAAGGGAAGUUGUUGGUGACGGCGGAGGUGUUCGAGGUGGCGCCGGAGGUUUCGGUGGUGGAGUUUUCGAAGUCAACCGGUGAUACACUCGAAUACAAGAAAUUCUGUGAAGAGGACGUUAGACCUGCCCUACACGACAUCGUUUGGAAGUGGCAAGGCGAAGAUAACAAUACCUAG